This is a messenger RNA of Abrus precatorius (Indian licorice), 1952 nucleotides long. Its product is annotated as pentatricopeptide repeat-containing protein At3g62890-like. Gene Ontology annotation, molecular function: zinc ion binding; protein binding; RNA binding. NCBI's taxonomy places the organism in Eukaryota, Viridiplantae, Streptophyta, Magnoliopsida, Fabales, Fabaceae. The transcript has a single exon. The record is from RefSeq and is a predicted model, not a curated record. Gene Ontology annotation, biological process: RNA modification. Bases 55 to 1920 code for a protein of 621 amino acids.
CUCAAAAAAGAAAAAGAAAAAGAAAAGAAGUCACAAAAGAAACUAAAAACAGAAAUGCUUAGCUAUUGCUCCACAGUGACACCCCAAAUCCCGACUUCAGUGACCUCACCAAAUCCACAAACCCAUCUCAUCAAAAACUUCAACACCCCAUCUGAACUCAAACAAGCACACGCCUUCCUUAUCAAAACCAAUGCCCCUCUCUCCACUCUCCCUCUCACGCGCGUGGCCAUCGUUUGCGCCCUCACUCCCAGUUUCCCCUAUGCCCACAAAAUCCUUCACCUCUCACACGUCCCAGAAAUCGUUCCAUGGAACUCAUGUCUCAAAAUAUUCGCAGAACGCGCGUCCCCACUCGACGCCAUUACGCUCUUCAUUCGUUUGCGCCAAAUGGGUACCCUCCCAAACCCCUUCACUUGUUCCUUCGUUCUCAAGGCAUGUACCACUUUAUUCGAUGUUUCCACCGGUAGAAUAGUUCAUGGGUAUGUGGAGAAACUUGGGUUUCAGAAAAAUUUGAUUUUGCAAAACAUGGUUUUUCAUUUGUACGCAAUUUGUGGCGAAAUGAGGAAUGCGGAGCUACUGUUUGAUAAAAUGCCGCAGCGAGAUGUUGUCACUUGGAACAUAAUGAUGGGUCAGUUGAUAAAAAGGGGUGAUGUUGGUGGUGCUUAUGGUUUGUUUUCGUUGAUGCCAGAGAGGAAUGUGAGGUCUUGGACUUCAAUGAUUUCUGGGUUUGUUCAAUGUGGAAAGGCUAAGGAAGCUGUUGAAUUGUUCUUGGAGAUGGAGAGGGAAGGUUUGAAGCCUAAUGAAUUUACUGUAGCAGCUGUUCUUGCUGCUUGUGCUGAUUUGGGGGACUUGGAUUUUGGAAAAAGUGUUCAUCGGUUGGUGGAUCGAGAUGGGUUUGGAGGGGAUGUCCUUGUUUGUAACACUUUGAUUGAUAUGUAUGUGAAGUGUGGAUGCUUGGAGGAGGGUUUUAGAGUUUUUGAUGCCAUGCCAGAACGAACAGUUGUAUCGUGGUCGAGCUUGAUCAUGGGAUUUGCAAUGCAUGGACAUGGAGAGAAGGCUUUGGAAUUAUUUGGUGAGAUGAUUGGAUCGGGUGUGAGGCCUACUCAUGUGACUUUCAUUGGGAUCUUGCAUGCUUGUAGUCACAUGGGAUGGGUUGAAAAGGGUCAUGAGUUUUUCACAAUCAUGAGUAGAGACUAUGGAAUAGUGCCUAUUAUUGAGCAUUAUGGUUGUUUGGUUGAUAUGUUGAGUCGUGCAGGGUUCUUGAAAGAGGCUCAUGAGGUUAUUAUAAACAUGCCUAUGUCACCUAAUGGUGUUAUUUGGGGUGCACUGCUUGGUGGAUGCAGACUUCAUAAGAACACUGAAUUGGCAGAGGAAGCUAUGAAGCAUAUUUCCGAAUUGGAUCCACUUAAUGAUGGGUACUAUGUGGUUCUUUCAAAUGUUUAUGCAGAAGCUGGAAAAUGGGAAGAAGUGACAAGAAUAAGGAAGUUAAUGAAACAUAGAGGGGUGAAGAAAACACCUGGAUGCAGUUCAAUCACAAUAGAUGGAGUGGUUCAUGAGUUUGUAGCUGGGGAUGAGACUCAUCCUCAAGCUGAGGUGAUAUUUGAGAUGUGGGAAAAACUUCUUGUGAAGAUAAAGGCAAAAGGGUAUGUGCCAAAUACUUCAGUUGUUCUUCUUGAUGUUGAAGAUCAAGAGAAGGAGAAGUUCCUUUUUCGCCACAGUGAAAAAUUAGCCCUUGUAUAUGGCUUAAUGAACACUAAACCUGGAAUGCCAAUAAGGAUAAUAAAGAACCUUAGAGUAUGUGAGGAUUGUCAUGCUGCUUUUAAACUGCUUUCAGCCAUUGAAAAUCGAGAAAUUGUGGUGCGCGAUAGGAAUAGGUUUCAUUGUUUUAAAGAUGGUACUUGUACUUGCAAGGAUUAUUGGUAGCAAACCAAAAUGAGUUUGUUAUAUAUAGAUGU